AUGAGCGCAUCGAGAGGUGACUGGAAGUCCGACUUGCGAUUCAGCCAUGUGGACAUUGUUGUGGAUGACAUCCAUGGCUUCUUGGAUACUUGGUGCCCCCGUCUCGGCUUCGUUCCAUCGAAGAUUCAGACAUGGGGGAGCGCCGCUGACCCCACUUGGUCUGAGUUCGCCAGUGUAUUUGACCAGCAUACAGGCCAGCUCAUGUUCAUGGUGGUUCAAGGCAAGAAAGGGGCGCAUGCGGACUUGCUGCAGAAGUAUGGGUCCGGAUCCAUUUAUCGACUUUGCUUCAAGACAGACAGCCUACAAGACUGUUUUGAGCAUUUGCAAAGCGCUGGGGCCAAGGUCACCAAUUUAGAAGGUGUGCCUUUUGAUACCUUUCAAGAUGUCAUCAACAGUGGCAAGCGGAUACUGUGGCUGGAAAAAGAAGGAGAGCUGUCGAUGGAGAUUUUGACAGCCCCAAUCAUUGAUGCAGGCUGUGAGAAGCUCAGGCGCGAAGUGGGCCUGGCAUCAAAUCAACGCCACCGUACAUGGCAAGAGGGAGUUGCUUUAGCAGUGGCCUUUGGUGCAACCUUCAUAGUAGGAGUGCUGGUCGGACGAGCCUCGCGACGUUGA
Messenger RNA from Symbiodinium natans, 612 nucleotides. Lineage: Eukaryota; Dinophyceae; Suessiales; Symbiodiniaceae. The record is from the annotation of a GenBank genome assembly.